Dendrobium catenatum is the source of this 811-nucleotide messenger RNA. RefSeq names its product 16.9 kDa class I heat shock protein 1-like. The coding region runs from base 81 to 554 and encodes 157 amino acids. The record is from RefSeq and is a predicted model, not a curated record. Lineage: Eukaryota; Viridiplantae; Streptophyta; Magnoliopsida; Asparagales; Orchidaceae. Gene Ontology annotation, biological process: response to hydrogen peroxide; response to salt stress; protein complex oligomerization. The transcript has a single exon.
UCCCCCUCUAUCAUUCCAACAUCGAGCUGAAACAAUUAUCAAAUCUUAAGCCCUUUGCAUAUUUUACUCCAAUUCAAUCAAUGUCGAUCAUUCGCAGAAGCAACGUCUUCGACCCCUCCUCCUUCGACAUCUGGAACCCAUUCGAAGGUGUCAACUCCUUCUUCGACAACGCCCUCUCCGCUCCAGGCUCCAAUUACGCGAACGAGGCGUCGGCCUUCGCCAACACACGCAUCGACUGGAAGGAGACGCCGGAGGCCCACAUAUUCAAGGCCGAUCUCCCCGGCGUAAAAAAAGAGGAGGUUAAGGUCGAAGUCGUGGAAGGCGGAGUCCUUCAGAUCAGCGGCGAGCGGAAAAAGGAACAGGAGGAGAAAACCGAUCGCUGGCAUCGCAUCGAGCGCAACAGCGGUAAGUUCCUUCGCCGAUUCCGACUUCCUGAGAACGUGAAGGUGGAUCAGGUGAAAGCGUCCAUCGAGAAUGGCGUGCUUAGUGUUUUCGUGCCCAAGGAGGAGGUCAAGAAGCCUGAGGUGAAGUCUAUUGAGAUUUCUGGAGAGUAGAAAUGGAGCAAGCUGGUUUGUGUCUCGAAUUGCUGCUGCUUUUUGCUUGAUUUGUUUUCUGCUAGAGUCAUAUGUGUGCUGAGUUUUAUGAACUGCUGUGUGUGAUAUAGUUUUCCUUUUGCGAUCGGUCCAAAGUGUCUGCUGCUUUUGGUAUUGUAGAUGUUUUAAGCAGUGAUGAUUUUUCAUGGAGGUUGAAUUUCUGUAAUGUUUUGUCUUCCAAUAUCAGUAGUAGUAAAAUAAAGAUGCUGUUGCCAUAU